This is a messenger RNA of Aedes albopictus (Asian tiger mosquito), 3358 nucleotides long. It is a transcript of the gene Cul1, whose product is annotated as cullin-1. The record is from RefSeq and is a predicted model, not a curated record. The coding region runs from base 230 to 2569 and encodes 779 amino acids. Gene Ontology annotation, molecular function: ubiquitin protein ligase binding; protein-macromolecule adaptor activity. Gene Ontology annotation, biological process: SCF-dependent proteasomal ubiquitin-dependent protein catabolic process; protein ubiquitination. NCBI's taxonomy places the organism in Eukaryota, Metazoa, Arthropoda, Insecta, Diptera, Culicidae. The transcript is spliced from 13 exons. Gene Ontology annotation, cellular component: SCF ubiquitin ligase complex.
AGGAAAAGUUACCUCUGUCUACUAUCCUUCACUAAACACGGUGCAAGGAGAGCAAUUUAGGGAAAGUUUUUUCACUUUUAGACCCGUGAAUCUGUGUGUUUACUAUCGUGUGUUGUGUUUUUCAUGUUACUGAGACAGUUUUCCAGCGUUAUUACGUAAAUCCGUUGGGCGCAGAACAUCACAAAGGAAUUCGAAAAACACAUCAGGAAGCAGCUCAUCUGGAUUUCCAAUGUCUAGAUUAAACUCUCAUGGGGCGACGGGGCUACGGAACAUCAACCUGGAAGAGAUAUGGGCCGACCUGGAGGGUGGCAUAAAACAGGUGUACAAACAGGAGCAAAGCCUGAGCCCCGCCCGUUAUAUGCAGCUCUACACACAUGUCUAUAACUACUGUACUAGCGUUCAUCAGCAGCCGACUAGCCGGCAGACUGCAUCGAAGAUUUCCAAGAAGGGAACGGCGAUUCCUUCCGGCGGAGCUCAGCUCGUCGGUCAGGAGUUGUACAAGAGAUUGAAGGAGUUUCUCGAAUGCUAUCUGAUCAAGCUGCAGGAAAAUGGCAUCGAUCUGAUGGACGAGGAAGUUCUGAGCUUCUACACGAAGCGAUGGGAAGAGUACCAGUUUUCGAGCAAAGUGUUGAACGGUGUGUGUGCCUAUCUGAACCGCCACUGGGUAAAGCGUGAGUGCGAAGAGGGUCGUAAGGACGUUUACGAAAUAUAUCAGCUGGCACUGGUCACGUGGCGUGGAAACCUGUUCAAGCAGCUGAACAAGCAGGUCACCAACGCGGUCCUGAAGCUGAUCGAACGGGAGCGCAACGGCGAAACCAUCAACUCUCGUUUGGUUUCCGGUGUGAUUAACUGUUACGUAGAGUUGGGACUGAACGAGGAGGAUCCUAAUGCGAAGGGACAAAACCUUUCUGUGUACAAGGAAAGUUUCGAGAACAUUUUCCUGGAGGAUACUGAAAUGUUCUAUACUCGCGAAAGCGCGGAAUUCCUACGGGAAAAUCCAGUAACCGAGUACAUGAAACGUGUGGAGUUACGACUGAACGAGGAGCAAAAACGUGUACAGGUGUACUUGCACGAAAGCACCCAGGACCGAUUGGCCAAGACGUGUGAACGAGUUCUCAUUCAGAAACACUUGGAACAGUUCCGGACGGAGUUCCAAAAUUUGCUCGAUUCGGACAAGAAUUCCGAUCUGCGCCGCAUGUAUUCGUUGGUGGCCCGUAUUACGGAGGGUCUGGUGGAAUUGAAGGCGAUUCUGGAGACCCACAUCCACAAUCAAGGCCUGGCCGCGAUCGCCAAGUGUGGCGAGGCUGCAUUAAAUGAUCCCAAAAUUUACGUCCAAACCAUUCUGGAAGUUCACAAGAAGUACAACGCACUGGUACUUACCGCGUUCAACAAUGACAGUGGUUUUGUGGCAGCUCUGGAUAAGGCAUGCGGUAAAUUCAUCAACACAAAUGCCGUUACGGAGGCCAGUAAGAGUGCCAGCAAGAGCCCGGAGCUGUUGGCCAAGUAUUGUGAUUUGUUGCUGAAGAAGUCCAGCAAAAACCCCGAGGAAGCCGAACUGGAGGACACACUGAAUCAAGUGAUGGUGGUCUUCAAGUAUAUCGAAGACAAGGAUGUAUUCCAGAAGUUCUACAGCAAGAUGCUGGCCAAGCGUCUCUGCCAUCACAUGUCCGCUAGCGACGAUGCCGAAGCUUCGAUGAUUUCCAAACUGAAGCAGGCCUGCGGGUUCGAGUACACCAGCAAGCUCCAACGGAUGUUCCAGGACAUUGGCGUUUCGAAGGAUCUCAACGAACAGUACAAGCAGCACGUCAAGGGACUGCGCGACGCCACCAGGCAACAGACUGGCAAUGAAAUCGAUUUUAGUAUACUGGUGCUUUCCAGCGGCUCCUGGCCGUUCAAUCAGAGUUUCACAUUUUCGCUUCCAUUUGAGCUGGAACAAUCUGUACAUCGGUUUAACAACUUCUACGCCAAACAACAUUCCGGACGAAAGCUCAACUGGUUGUACAACAUGUGUCGCGGUGAGCUCAUCACAAACUACUUCCGAAUGCGGUACACUCUACAGGCCAGUACGUUCCAGAUGGCCGUUUUGCUACAAUUCAACGAACAAGAAUCGUGGACUAUUCAGCAGUUGAGUGAGAAUACCGGUAUCAAUCACGAAAAUCUGAUCCAGGUGCUGCAGAUUCUUCUCAAGACAAAACUUCUACAGUCUUACGACGAUGAAGCCAACCUCCAACCUGCCUCUGCUGUGGAACUGAAUCAGGGAUUCAAAAACAAAAAACUCCGCAUCAACAUCAACUUCCCACUUAAGACAGAACUGAAGGUAGAGCAGGAGGCGACCCAUAAACACAUCGAAGAGGAUCGCAAGAUUCUGAUACAGGCAGCGAUUGUGCGGAUCAUGAAAAUGCGCAAGGCUCUGAACCACACCCACCUUGUUGGAGAAGUGCUAAAUCAGCUGUCGACACGUUUCAAGCCCAAGGUCCAGGUGAUCAAGAAAUGCAUUGAUAUUCUGAUAGAGAAGGAAUAUCUCGAACGUCAGGAAGGACAGAAAGACACGUAUAGCUAUUUAGCUUGAUCAUUUUCCGGAAUACUCUUCGUAGCUAUCUAAACAACUUCUUAAGUAUAGUAUCGAAUGUAGAAAAAAAAAUCUGUUGAAAUACACUCACAAAAAUGUGAAAUUUUCAUUGCUGUUCUGUGGAUUCAUAGCUAAAUUAUCAGGGAAUUCAUGUUGAUAGAAUUUCUUGAAACAACUAUGCCAAUUCAACGACAGAAAUAGUGUUUGCGUUUUGCAGCUUAGAUUUGUUUUUGUAUUAUUUAUACGUAUUUAGUGCACGGGUUAAUCUCUCUCUUUCUCAUAAAAAAAGGAUUUUUCGUUCCUACUAAGAAUCAAAAUGUAUAGAUUCACAUUUAGCCGGACAAUUUCAAAUCUUACACAAAAGAGAAUCUAGCGAAAUUUUGUUAUACCUUUUUUUUAUUUUACUGACAACCGAAUUAAUACAAGUGUUGCAAAUGUUUCAAAAAAAAACGUCACGAAUCUAUCAUAGGACGAAGCGCAAACACUUGUAUGUAACCAUCAAUUUUAGAACUGUUAGACGUAGAUUUUCAUGCUUGAUUUGUACAUAGUGCAGCAUGAAUUCAAUUUGAUUCGCUGCCUAGCUGUUCAUUUCGACCAUGAAAUGCAGAAUAUUACUGACGCAAACUGAACGACUGGAAAAAAUAUGUCUAGAAUUCAGCAAAAAUACCUGACUUGAAAUCAUUAAAAGGAAUACGUUUAAAUUAAACAACCAUUCAGUCCAGCCAAGAAGAAAUGUGAAACUGCAAAUAGAGAUGUUUAUGAAAUAAAAUUCCAACAUGUGUAAAUAAG